AUGUUAAGCAGCACCUCGGCAGCCCUCGUCCGUCGCCUAAGGGGAUCGCCGUUUGCUCAGGAGUUUUCCUCGAGGACGUUCGCGACGAUCAGUCUUGGUCCUGGUAUCACGAAGCAUGUGCCCAAUAGGGAGCCCUAUAGAGGCCCUCUGAAGGCUUGUAUACUGGACUGGUCUGGCACUACUGCUGAUGCUCACGUGCUGGCCCCUGCUGUUGUUUUCGUCGAAGUUUUCCGCAAAUUUGGCGUUGACAUCACCAUGAAGGAAUCCAGGUUGCCCAUGGGUCUCCGCAAGGAUCUUCAUAUCGCGAAAAUCCUGGAAAUCCCCUCAGUCCAGGAACGCUGGCAGAAGGUCAAAGGGCGACCAUCGACCGCCGCUGACGUUGAAGCCAUGUUCAAGGAAUUCGUCCCUUUGCAGUGCGAGGUUCUUCCAAAGUAUACUACCCUUAUUGACGGCGCUGCUGAUACGGUGAACCUUUUGAAAUCUAAGUAUAAUCUAAAGAUAGGCUCCACUACGGGUUUCACUAAAGUUAUGGUUGAUAUCCUUCUUGAGAAGGCUAAGGAGCAGGGGUAUACUCCGGACUCUAGUGUGGCUGGAGAUGAAGUUAGUCGUUUGGCCGGCAUACGUAUGCAGUGGUCAUCUCAGGUGCCUAACAACAUGGGUUUCCGACCGGCGCCAUUUAUGCUGUACCAAAAUCUCUGCAAUUUAGGAGUCUUCCCAAUCGAAUCG
Perkinsus marinus ATCC 50983 is the source of this 726-nucleotide messenger RNA. RefSeq lists its product as hypothetical. The annotation marks the transcript as partial. Gene Ontology annotation, biological process: DNA repair; organic phosphonate catabolic process; dephosphorylation. Gene Ontology annotation, molecular function: phosphonoacetaldehyde hydrolase activity; phosphoglycolate phosphatase activity. The transcript is spliced from 5 exons. Gene Ontology annotation, cellular component: cytosol. NCBI's taxonomy places the organism in Eukaryota, Perkinsozoa, Perkinsida, Perkinsidae. The record is from RefSeq and is a predicted model, not a curated record.